Messenger RNA from Telopea speciosissima, 564 nucleotides. RefSeq lists its product as uncharacterized. Lineage: Eukaryota; Viridiplantae; Streptophyta; Magnoliopsida; Proteales; Proteaceae. Gene Ontology annotation, molecular function: nucleic acid binding; RNA-DNA hybrid ribonuclease activity. Bases 1 to 564 code for a protein of 187 amino acids. The transcript has a single exon. The record is from RefSeq and is a predicted model, not a curated record.
AUGAAGGCCUACAUUAAUGAGUAUAGUGAUACACUGAAAGCAGUUCAGAAUACCUCAUCAGCGACUAUUGCUUCUUCACCCCAAUGGGAAGCUCCUCAGGUUGAAACGGUGAAGUGCAAUUGCGAUGCUAGUUAUUCAGCAUCUUUGCGCAAGGCUGGUGUUGGUUUUGUUUGUAAGGAUCACGAGGGUACAGUACUUAAGGCUACCUCAUGUCCAUCUUCAUUUACAGAUAUUUUGGUUGGUGAAAGUCUUGUAGUUCGGCUUGCGAUGAUGGAGAUGAUUGUUGUUGGCUAUGAGAGGGUGGUGAUUGAGUCUGAUAAUAGUUGUCUGAUUAACUAUAUUAUGAAUGGUGGCCGUGCUUCUCCCCUACACAUUCGGAUACUAGUGGAUGACAUUAUCCACCUUGCUUCCUCCUUUGUUUCUUGUAAUUUUGUUUGUAUUCCACGAGAGAUUAACAGCGUUGUUGGCUCCUUGGCUAGGAGGGCUUUGUCAGUAGCAUGCACUACUGAUUGGCCCCUAUCCACUCCAUGGUUGAGUGAGUUCUGCUCCUCACUUCCUCCAUGA